AUGUCCAAAUACGCCGAAAUGGCCAAGGGCAAGCUGUCCGAGGGCCGCGAAAAGGCCUCCGGGCUCAAAGGCAGAGCCAAAGGCAAAGUCACAAGACACAUCCCCGGCCGAGGCCACAAAGAAGAAGAAGAGGUCGCCUCCCACGUCGCCCGUCCUCUCAGCUCCCUCCGCGAUCCAAACUCCUUUGCUCCUCCGCCCAGACGCACAGGCUCAGGCCUGGCUCCCCCUCCACCUCCUUCCACAGCCAAACGAUCCGUCGUAAAGGUACCCGGCACAUAUCAACCCGCUUACGAGGAAGAGGAGGAAGAGCACCAGAUACCUACCGGACCAUACAGAGCGGAUACAACGGGUCUCUCAACUUCUAAUCUGCCGGCCCCUCCAGUGAGGAGAGACCACCCGAGCAACCAGAGUCCUCCUCCAUACGAGUCUGUCGUCUCCUCCGCCGGCACCAGAGCUCCUCCGCCGAGUCUUCCCCCAAGACUGCCUCCACGAUCUGGCUCCGGAACGCCGGGUCGCACAGAGAGUCCAUUGUCAGCUCUCGGAGCCAACCCCAACGACCUCAACCAGGGCGCCAUCAACAGGCUGGGAGCUGCCGGAAUAUCCGUCCCGGCCUUUGGCAUUGGCAAAGCAUCUCCCAGCUACGAUGAUGACGAUGCGCCGCCUCCCCCAAAGCCUCCUCGACCCGUUGUUGCUCCGCCACCGCAGUCGCAUCUUAAUGAGCUGCAAAACCGCUUCGCCAGACUAGGCACGUCCAACACGGGCUCCUCUACGGGAUCGCCAACUCCUCCCAGUGAGACCACUACUCCUCCUGUCAUCAGGGCGGCGGCACCAUUCCCAGCACCAGCGCCGUUAGGGUCACCGGGUCUAGCAGGAAAGAAGAAGCCGCCGCCACCUCCGCCAAAGAAGAAGCCUACGCUAUCUGCUGCUGCAGUAACUCCUCCGGCCAACGAUGAGCCGCCCCCCAUCCCCUUAUCGACCCGUCCAUCUUACCAGUAG
Molecule: messenger RNA, 996 nt
Organism: Trichoderma atroviride IMI 206040
Lineage: Eukaryota; Fungi; Ascomycota; Sordariomycetes; Hypocreales; Hypocreaceae
Source: RefSeq, a predicted model, not a curated record